Molecule: messenger RNA, 1387 nt
Organism: Periophthalmus magnuspinnatus
Lineage: Eukaryota; Metazoa; Chordata; Actinopteri; Gobiiformes; Gobiidae
Exons: 4
Coding region: 288-701 (137 amino acids)
Source: RefSeq, a predicted model, not a curated record
UGUCCAUUUAUAUCUGUUUUCCUUUACAUUUUAGUUACUUUUCACUGAGUAACACCUCUUAGAUAUUAAAUGCAGUUGUAAAUAUUGGUAUAACUGUGUGGUGUUGUAGCUUUCUUGGUUUUUAUUGCUCUAUAUAGACUGUCCCGUAAGCAGCACGCCCACUGUGGACCUGCCCUCUGCUCUAUUCACUUCACCCUGGUCCAACUCACACACGAGGCCUAAAGGAGCAAGCUUCGGCCUCUGUCAGAACAUUCCAAGAGUUAAUUCCUAAAACUCCCAGGCUGUUGAUGGCUCUUGAGUACCUCCCUGUACUUGAGAUCUUCAUGGCCGUACUGGGUUUCGGCCUGACCAUCAUGUUCUGCACCACGUUCUGUCGAGCCUGCAGUCGUCUGAGGCAGGAGCAGAUCGAGAGGGAGGCCUGGAGACGCGCCGAGCAUGACGGGAGACCGCCCUCCAUCUUUGUGAUCCCCUUCCCUAGAAGUCUAUCCCAGGACAGCGACGACAUGGUCCAACGCCACAGCCAGGACGUCCCCCUGCAGUAUAUGAACGGAGCCUUCUGCGAGCCCCCUCCUGCAUACAACGAGUUGGAUUUUAAGCCGGAUGACCUCCCCCCUGCGUACACAGAGUACAGUGUCCCAGUGUAUCCUCUGCACCCCGCCCCGGCAGCAGUGGCCCAAGCGCACGGCCCGUCCCAGCCCUAAGAGCCCUGUUUGUCGCAGGCCGGUCCCAUUAUUGCACUGCGCACGGUUUCUGCUUUUUAUUGUGUCUGUUUUUUUUAUGAGGAACGAUGUGUGUGUUCUGUGGUUUAAAGGCAUUGUCAGAGCUCGAUCACAGAGUCAGAGUCAGAAAAAACACUAAAAACACAAAAAAACACUAAACACUCACAAAAAAUACACUAAACACACACAAAAACCACCAAACACUCACAAAAACCACCAAACACUCACAAAAAAUACACUAAACAGCCACAAAAAAACACUAAACAGCCACAAAAAACACCAAACAUCCACAAAAAACACUGAACACACACAAAAAACACUAAACACACAAAAAAUACACUGAACACACACAAAAAACACUAAACACACACAAAAAACAUUGAACACACAAAAAGUCUGAUCCCUCCUGUAAUGUGACACUCGCUCAUUCGUCCGUCUCCAGAACACAUUUCAAAACAUCGCUGAAAUUCUAACAACUCUGUGGUUUUUACAACCACAAUGGCGCCACCAUGUGGACCCUUUUGCAGCACCUUAUCCUUUAUCCCUGUCAAUAAUGAUCCUGUGAAAAGUUCUUUUUAAAUACAGUAUGUGAUAAUUUAUUUAUUGAUGAUCUUGAUACGAGGAUAUUGAGCUGUAUUAUUUUAAUUACAACAGUUUAGUGAGUAACG